This is a messenger RNA of Hibiscus syriacus, 1709 nucleotides long. RefSeq names its product cytochrome P450 78A9-like. Bases 38 to 1639 code for a protein of 533 amino acids. Gene Ontology annotation, molecular function: monooxygenase activity; oxidoreductase activity, acting on paired donors, with incorporation or reduction of molecular oxygen; iron ion binding. The record is from RefSeq and is a predicted model, not a curated record. The transcript is spliced from 2 exons. Lineage: Eukaryota; Viridiplantae; Streptophyta; Magnoliopsida; Malvales; Malvaceae.
UCUUAUACUACCUUUUUUUAAUUCCCAGAAUCGGGCCAUGAGAAGUGACAUUGAGUGUGCGUGGGUCUUUGCCCUCGCCUCCAAAUGGAGAGUUUUUUCUGAAGAAAGCUUUGCAUGCUCAGUUCUGAUCAUCCUUCUUGCCUGGCUUGUUAUGACCCUUGUUUACUGGGCUCACCCCGGUGGUCCAGCUUGGGGCAAGUUCAGGUUCUUUAACCGCUCUAACAAGCCAAUUCCGGGGCCUAGAGGGUCGCUUCUGAUUGGCAGCAUGAACCUCAUGGCCACCUCCUUGGCUCACCACCGUAUUGCGGCCGCUGCUGAAGCCUGCAGAGCCAAGAGGCUAAUGGCCUUCAGCCUCGGUGACACUCGUGUUAUAGUCACGUGUAAUCCUGAUGUAGCCAAAGAGAUUCUUAACAGCUCUGUAUUUGCUGAUCGGCCGGUUAAAGAGUCGGCUUAUAUCUUGAUGUUCAACAGAGCUAUCGGCUUCGCUCCUUACGGUGUUUACUGGCGAACCCUGAGGAGAAUCGCGGCCACGCAUCUUUUCUGUCCAAAGCAAAUAAAAGGCGCCGAGGAUCAGAGACGCGAGAUUGCCUCCGAAAUGGUCACCUUAUUUGCUCAACAUGACCAAAAUUUUCCCGUUCGCCACGUGCUAAAACGAGCUUCUUUGAACAACAUGAUGACUUCGGUAUUCGGACGAAAAUACAAGUUAAAUUCAACCGAUAACGAAGUUGAACAACUUCAAGGUCUGAUUGAUGAAGGGUACGAUUUACUUGGCACAUUAAACUGGUCCGACCAUCUUCCUUGGCUAGCAGAUUUCGACCCUCAAAAAAUCAGAGUUCGAUGCUCAAAACUUGUACCUAAAGUUAACCGUUUUGUGUCCCAAAUUAUAUCCCAACACACAGCUAAAACAAACGGCGAAACACGAGAUUUUGUUGAUGUUUUACUCUCUCUCCAAGGUGCCGAUAAAUUAUCAGACUCCGACAUGAUCGCCGUCCUGUGGGAAAUGAUAUUCAGAGGAACUGACACCGUGGCGGUCUUGAUCGAGUGGAUUCUAGCUAGGAUUGUGCUUCAUCCCGAUGUUCAACAAAGGGUCCACGAUGAGCUUGACAGAGUUGUUGGCAGAUCAAGGGCCGUUGAUGAGUCUGAUGUUACGAAAUUGAUUUAUCUUACGGCAGUGAUCAAGGAGGUUCUAAGGCUUCAUCCGCCAGGCCCACUUCUCUCUUGGGCCCGCCUAGCUAUCACCGAUGCAACUAUCGAUGGGUAUGAUGUGCCGAAAGGGACAAUGGCAAUGGUUAACAUGUGGGCCAUCGCGAGGGAUCCCCAAGAGUGGGAGGACCCACUGGAAUUUAUGCCCCAUAGAUUUGUUACUAAAGAGGGUGAGGUGGAGUUUUCGGUGCUUGGUUCGGAUCUUAGGUUGGCUCCAUUCGGGUCGGGCAGGCGGACAUGCCCGGGAAAGAACUUGGGUUUGACCACCGUCAGCUUCUGGGUUGCCACCCUUGUGCGUGAGUUGCAAUGGCUACCGUCGGAUCAAAACACCCCCGACUUAUCCGAGGUUCUUAUGCUAUCAUGUGAAAUGGCUAAUCCUUUGAGGGUUAAAGUUCGCCCCAGGCGCCCAUCUCUCCACAUGGAAAAUAAAGAUUAAAAAUGGAAGUUAAGGUAAUUACUAGUAAUAGUUGUAUGAAAAUCCUAAACCCUAGAUAAAGUUGUCGUCG